Messenger RNA from Carcharodon carcharias (great white shark), 4835 nucleotides. RefSeq names its product zinc finger protein 271-like. Gene Ontology annotation, molecular function: protein binding. Gene Ontology annotation, biological process: negative regulation of transcription by RNA polymerase II; regulation of immune system process; regulation of cytokine production. The coding region runs from base 328 to 3213 and encodes 961 amino acids. The transcript is spliced from 6 exons. Lineage: Eukaryota; Metazoa; Chordata; Chondrichthyes; Lamniformes; Lamnidae. The record is from RefSeq and is a predicted model, not a curated record.
CUCAGUCGAAGGGAGGAGGAGGAAGAAGGAGAAGAGGUGGGGGGAAAAAACAAGCUGAAACCUUUCCUCUUUUAAAACUCAUCCAUUCAAUUCGCCUCCAGUUUCCUUCCCGCUCCCUCCAAGGUUGUUGUCAGUUAGAUUCGGUUCCGUUAAAUUAAAAAAAAAAUUUGCUUGACAACCUGAAGUCCAUGAAAACGACAGGUUGAAGGAAACAGUGGACGAUGUCUUAAUCUGCAAGAACAAGGCACGUAGGAUCUGUGCUGCAGCUGAAUACUGAGGCUGGAUUAUUGCCAAUAAUCCCCUGUCAAGGUUUUAAACCGGGUUACAAUGGGAACUGCUGAAGAUGAGUUGAUUGGGAUCCCCUUCCCAGAGCACAGCAGCGAGCUCCUGAACAGCCUCAACGAGCAAAGGCACAAGGGGGUGCUUUGCGACGUCACCAUUGUCACUCAGGGACUGGAAUACCGGACCCACCGAGCUGUCCUGGCCGCCUGCAGCCAGUACUUCAGGAAGCUCUUCACCUCCCGGUCGUUCAGCGGCCAGCACAAUGUCUGCGAGCUGGAUUUUGUCAGGCCCGAGGUGUUGGCCGCCCUCCUGGAGUUUGCCUACACAGCCACCCUCACCAUCAGCAACUCCAACAUGAGGGAGGUGCUGCAGGCUGCCCGCCUCCUGGAGAUCCAGUGCGUCACCGACGCCUGCAUCGACAUCCUGCAGAGCAGCGGCGCGUCAGACAAGCCAGAGCCGGCUGCGGCCGAUGACCUGACCGGCUACGCGAAAGCCAAGCAGUACCUGGACGGCUUCACGGAGGAGAUCACGGCGAGCUCCAUCGAUGUCAUCCAGAUGCUGGACGUCCCAAAGUUCCGGCAUCGCAAGAGGCCAAAGAAGCCCCCCCGGGUCUCCCUGAACAACCGCAGGAACUUGUACCGCAUUGUCCAGCCCCUGAGGACCUCCAUGAACAACGUCAUCUCGGCACAACCGGCGGAGCAGCCGCAAGACGACUCUCCCGUCCACCUGGAAGACCAGUAUUCGGGGACGCUGAGCGAUCAGAGGAGCGGCUGCGAGGAGAGGCAGGAGGAGUACAAGGACUUCAGCAAGAAGACCGAGGGGUUCGACUACCGGCCACUGUCGCCGGCCGCCGCCGAGCUCCACACCGACGAGGAGAGUGCCGAGCCGGACCCAGCCACCUACCUGAGCUCGCUCAGCAACGGCAUCCUCAGCAACAGCCUGGCGUUGCCCGACAAGCUGGUGCGGCGGAGAAAGUCGCAGAUGCCCCAGGAGUGCCCCAUCUGCCACAAGGUCAUCCACGGGAAGCUGAGGACAAAAUAUUGCAUGGAGAAAACUGCAGCUGUGGUCCUGGCAACAGCUGGCAUUUUGCUCUGUUUAAAAAACAUCCCUUUCUACUUUACAACUGAUCCUGGCGAGGUCAUCAAUCAUGCACUUUGGAACAGAGCCGGGCCAGCGGCUUCGUUGGUCGCCAUCUUGGUGAAGGAGGCGGGGGCUUCCUUCUCGGUGACAGGCCCGGGUUACCUGGGCAACCGCCUGGACGAUGCCAUCUUGGCCAUUCACCUGCUCCUCCUGUUGGAAGGCAUUCCACACAAAGCAGAAAUGCUGACUCGCCAGCAAACCCGCAAUAGUGAGACGCUGUUCACCUGCUCCGCGUGUGGGAAGAGAUUCAUCUGUUUAUCCAACCUCGUGGCACACCAGCUUGAUCACAUUGACGGGGAGUCUUUUCACUGUGUUGACUGUGGGGACAGCUUUGAACUCUCCGAGGAGCUGGCCCAGCACCAGCGAGUUCACACCGACGAGAAACCGCUCAGUAGCUCCCGCUGCGGAAAGGAGUUGGGUCAGCCCUUCCAUCUCGCAGAGCACCAGCUCCUCCAUACUCACGAGAGACCAUUCGGCUGCUCUCACUGUGGGGAGAGGUUCAGAAAGUCAGUGCACCUCACGGAGCACCAGCGCAUUCACACCAAGGACAGGGUUUUCAGCUGCUCCCAGUGCGAGAAGAGAUUCUCGCAAUUCUCCCACUACGCUGACCACCAACUGUUUCACUCGGGUAAGAGACCUUUUAAGUGCUUAGAAUGUGAGAAGACCUUUAAAAGAAGUAGUGAUCUUCUGAGACACCAGUACACACACACUGGGGAGAGGCCGUUCAUCUGCUCUGUCUGUGGGAAAGGAUUCACCCGUUCGAUCCACCUUCUGACGCACAAGCAAGUUCACACCGGGGAGCAGCUGUUCACCUGCUCCGUGUGCGGGAAAGGAUUCACGCGUUCAAUCCAUCUCCUGAUGCACAAACGCGUUCACACAGGGGAGAGACCGUUCAUCUGCUCUGUAUGUGGGAAGGGUUUCACUCGCCCAUCUGACCUUCUGACACACAAACGCGUUCACACGGGGGAGAGACCGUUCACCUGCUCUGUGUGCGGGAAGAGAUUCACCCAGUCGUCCCACCUGCUGACACACCAGCGGGUUCACACCGGGGAGAGGCCGUUCACCUGCUCCAUGUGCGGGAAGAGUUUCCCUCGUUUGUCCCAUCUUUUGAUACACGAGCGUGUUCACAGCGGGGAGAGGCCGUACAUUUGCCCCGACUGUGGGAAGGGAUUUUCUUGUUUACAGCACCUGCUGAAACAUCGGCCCGUUCACACCGGGGAGAGGGCGUUCAGCUGCUCCGUGUGUGGGAAGCGUUUCACUCAGUCAUCCAGCCUCCAGAGACACCAGCGCGCUCACACUGGGGAGAAGCCGUUCACCUGCUCCGUGUGCGGGAAGAGAUUCGCUCAGUCCUCCCAAUACACAGAACACCAACGUGUUCAUUCCGAAAAGAGGCCUUUCAAAUGCUCGGAAUGUGAGAAGACCUUCAAGAGAAGCAAUGACCUGCUGAAGCACCAGCGCAUUCACACGGGGGAGAGACCGUUCCCCUGCCCCGUGUGCGGGAAGAGAUUCACUCAUUCCUCCGAUAUGGUGAGGCACCAGCGCACUCACACUGGGGAGAGGUUGUUCACCUGCUCCGUGUGUGGGAAGAGAUUCAGUGAUUCAUCCCACCUCCUGAGACACCAUCGUGUUCACAGCAGGGAGAGGCCGUUCAGCUGCUCCGUGUGUGAGAAGAGAUUCUCUCAAUCAUCCAGCCUGCUGAGACACCAGCAACUUCACAUGUUAUCAGCAAAGUUGGACUCUGGCGUUGCUGCUAAGAAUCACACCCAGGAUUCAACCUCUUCUCUUUUCUAACGCUAGAUUCUUUCCUGAUGUCGAACAAGGGAACAGUAUGUGCAUGUGAUAGUGACACACCCCUGUGCUCACAGUCAGAUAAAGGCACAGAUAUCCCAGUAGCUGCAGUAUGAACGGGGCCAGUGCACAAAUGUAGUGAACAAGUUAAAUAUAUGCAUUCCAGUGCGGCCACAGCUUGUUAGAUCAGACCUGGGGAGAAUUGGCAAAUGACACAAUCAACACAGAUAAAUGUGAGGUCGUAUAUUUUGACAGGAGGAAUAGAGAAGGUAUGAGUCGAGGUGGGGUAGAGGAAUGGAGGGAAUCUCUAAAUGCACCCGUCACUAACAGUUGCACCACAGGUUAGUAAGGCCAUAAAGAAAAGCAAAUCAAGCACUAGGCUUUAUAUUCUAGAGGGAUAGAAUUGAAAAGUAGGGAGAUGAUGCUAAACCUGUAUCGAAUCUUGGUUAGUCCAGACUUCGAGCAGCGCAUGCAGUUCUGGUUGCCAUUUUAUAAUGGGGUACAGAGACACGGGAGAGGAUGCAGAGAUUUGCAAGGAGGAUACCAGAACUGAGUGGGUAAACAUAUCUGGAAAGGAUUGACAGGCUGGGGCUCUGUUCUUCGAUAAAGAAGGCUGAGGGGGGGAGGGGUGACCUGACCGACAUCUUUAAAAUGAUGAACGGUUUCGAUAGGGUGGAUGCAGAGGGAAUGUUUCAUCUUGUGGGGAAGAGCAGAACUAGAGGCCAUCAAUAUAAGUGAAAUAGAAAAUUCAGGAGACCUCUUUGCCCCAGAGAGCGAUGAGAAUGUGAAACUUGCUCCCACAGUUAAAGUGAAUAGCAUAGAUGUAUGUAAGGGGAAGCUAGACAAGUGUUUGAGGGAGAAGGGUUCCGAUGGUAGAUUUAGACGAGAAAAGUUGGGAGGAGGCUUAAAUGGAGCAUAAACACUGGUGUGGAGUGGAUGGGAUGAAUGUCUUGCUUCUGUUGUAUAUCCUAUGUAAUCGAGUUCUGAAACCACUAUUAUUUCUGGUUGCGUCUGGAAGCAGCAUGACAUCAAACUGAAGACUAAAAUCAAUCUCUUACCAGGCUGCUGUCCGUACCACCCUGCUGUAUGGCACAGAACCCUAGGUCAGUGAUAGGCACCACAUCAAAGCACCGGAGGCACUUCCACCAAAGAUACGUGAGGCCCAUCAUGAGAAUGCAACGGCAGGUUAAAAUCACAAUGAACAAGUUUGCCCAUCAUGCUGGGCUCCACAGCAUGGAGACCAUCCUCCAGGAAACUCAGCUUAGAUGGCCAGGCCAUGUCUGCUGCAUGGAUGACUAUGGAAUCUCCAAGCAGGUCUUCCAAGGGGAACUGCCUCAGGGCAAACAACUUCAAGGUGGUCAGCACAACUGAUACAAGGACAGCCUAAAAAAGUCCCUGACAAAUUCCUGCAUGGCCGACCACUUCACUUGGGAAAGGCACCGUAGCUCGAAGCAAGCACCGAAAUUUGGCCCAGUGUGUUUCGAGGAUCAUCUAUGCCAAACUCACAAUAUCUGAUGUACCUAGAGGAAGGCCAGAGAUUCCACAGCUUUCAUUUAAUUCAUUGGUGGGAUGCGGUCAUCGAUGGCUGGGCCAGCAUUUAUUGUCCAUCCCUGGUUGCCCUUGAG